Monoraphidium neglectum is the source of this 1782-nucleotide messenger RNA. RefSeq lists its product as hypothetical. Lineage: Eukaryota; Viridiplantae; Chlorophyta; Chlorophyceae; Sphaeropleales; Selenastraceae. The coding region runs from base 1 to 1782 and encodes 593 amino acids. The record is from RefSeq and is a predicted model, not a curated record. Gene Ontology annotation, biological process: protein deubiquitination; double-strand break repair via homologous recombination. Gene Ontology annotation, molecular function: ubiquitin binding. The transcript is spliced from 12 exons.
AUGCAGCACGCAUCGGGCCGAGGCCUGCGCCAGGUCGGCAACACCGGCUGGAGCAGCGACACUUUCCACCAGCCGCGCGACUACCGGCUGAUCAACCAGCUGCCCUUCGACGCCCACGUCAUGCAAGGCAGCAUGAUGGCCGCGUCAGGCUACCGCGGCGGCGCCUCCGCCGCGUCGUCCUUCGACUCCGCCCUGUACUACGGCGGGGGCUACGGCUCGGGCUACGGCGGCUUCAACGGCGGUGGCGUCUUCGGGCACUGCGCGGGGGUCGAGGCCCUGGCCACCUCCAGCAGCGGCCAGCUAUUCACCGCUUCCCGCGACUCAACAAUCAGAAGAUGGGAGCUCGGCGGCGGCCGGCCGGCAUGCGCCGCGCGGUUCGAGGGCCACGUUGACUGGGUCAACGGGCUGGCCAGGGUGGGCGAUGACGUCAUCGUCAGCUGCUCGUCGGACCGCACGGUCAAGAUAUGGCGGGCCGGCGGCGCGGGCGAGUGCGUGCACACGUUUGCAGAUGUCCACAGUGACUAUGUGACGUGCGUCGCUGCUGCAGAGCAGGCGGGGCUCGUGGCGUCUGCGGGGCUGCGGUCAGAGGUCGUUUUGUACGACCUGCAGGCCAUGCGGGCGACGCCCCUGCGGCCGCCGACCGGCGGCGGGGCUAGCGGGGGGGACGGCGGCGGCGCCCCGCGGGAAAACGGGCCGUCGGCGGCAGCUGCGGCGGCUGGCAGCUACUUUGGCGCCGGAGGGCCGGGCGGGGCGCAGCAGCCGUACCCCCACCCGCAGCACCAUCAGCAGCAGCACCAUCAGCAGCAACAGCAGCAGCAGCAGCAGCAGCAGAAGGGGCCCAAGGGCAGCAUUUACGCGCUCGCGAUGAACCCUGCGGGCACCCUGCUGGCCACGGGCACCACCGAGAGCUUCAUCCGGGUGUAUGACCCACGCACCCACGCCAAAGCCAUGAAGCUAAAGGGUCACACGGACAACGUGCGAGCACUGCUCAUGAACGACGCGGGGACGCUGCUGCUGAGCGCGUCGAGCGACGACACUGUGCGGCUGUGGGACAUGAGGCAGCAGCGGUGUAUACAGACCCUGGCGCUGCACACCGACUCAGUGUGGUGCCUGGCGGCCAGCCCCGACUUUGGCACCGUCUUCAGCGGCGGCCGCGACAGGCGGGUGUUCAGGACGCACCUCGCGCGGCGCGAGACGCAGCUGCUGGCACAGGCGGAGGGCCCCGUGCGCGCGAUGGCCCUCUCCGGCGACGAGGCGCGGCUGUGGGUGUCAAGCUGCCCCACCUCGGUGUCGGCCCGCGUAUGCGCCUACGACGUGCCCGCCUGGCCCUCGCAGCAGCCGGCGGGGGGCGGCCUGCACGUGCAGAGGAGCGCAUCUCUGUCGAGAAGCUUUCUGGGCGGCAGCCCCGCGCUGCGGCUGCGGCAGAGCAGCGACCUGUCCGGACUCGCAGAGGAGGACAGUGGCGCAGACAGAGGCCCGGCCGUCACCAUACCGGGCGCGCCAGCCCUGGUCGCGUACCGCGUGCUGCCAGACAAGCGCCACGUGCUGACUCAAGACAGCGGCGGGGCCGUCGCGCGCUGGGAUGUGCUCAGCGGGGCCAUCGUGGAGUCCUAUGGGCGGGCCGACAUCGUGGAGCGCGAGCGCGCCCUGUGGCGCCCCGUGUCUGUGCCGUCCUGGUUCACCACCGACGUGAAGCUGGGGCAGCUGGCGGUGCACCUGGAGGCGCCGGGCUGCUUCGCCGCGGAGGCGUACGCACCAACGAGCCGCGACUCAAUACAGUAA